Messenger RNA from Seriola aureovittata, 574 nucleotides. Its product is annotated as gamma-crystallin M2-like. Gene Ontology annotation, biological process: lens development in camera-type eye; visual perception. Lineage: Eukaryota; Metazoa; Chordata; Actinopteri; Carangiformes; Carangidae. The record is from RefSeq and is a predicted model, not a curated record. Gene Ontology annotation, molecular function: structural constituent of eye lens. The transcript has 3 exons. The coding region runs from base 16 to 543 and encodes 175 amino acids.
CCCACUAAAAUAACAAUGGGAAAGAUCAUAUUCUACGAGGACAGAAAUUUCCAGGGUCGGCACCAUGAGUGCAUGAGCGACUGUGCCGACCUGCACCCCUACUUCAACCGCUGCAACUCCAUCCGGGUGGAGAGCGGCUGCUUCAUGGUGUAUGAGAGACCCAACUACCUGGGCCACCAGUACUUCCUUCGCAGGGGGGAAUACUCCGACAACCAGCGCAUGAUCGGCAUUAACGACUGCAUCCGCUCCUGCCGCAUGAUUCCCAUGCAUCGCGGUUCCUACAGAAUAAGAUUGUAUGAGCGUCCAGAUAUGGCCGGCCAAAUGCAGGAGGUGAGCGACGAUUGCCCCAACGUCCAGGACCGCCUCCGUAUGUCUGACAUUAAUUCAUGCAAUGUGGUCGACGGCCACUGGCUGCUGUACGACCAGCCCAACUACAAGGGGAGAACCUACUACCUGCGACCCGGUGAAUACCGCAGAUACAGCGACUGGGGCGGUGCCAGUCCAAGGAUCGGCUCACUCAGGCGAAUCACUGACUUCAACUAGAAGUCUUCUGAACCUUCUUCCUCUCUCUGUU